Messenger RNA from Dioscorea cayenensis subsp. rotundata (Guinea yam), 1473 nucleotides. RefSeq names its product UPF0481 protein At3g47200-like. NCBI's taxonomy places the organism in Eukaryota, Viridiplantae, Streptophyta, Magnoliopsida, Dioscoreales, Dioscoreaceae. Bases 90 to 1349 code for a protein of 419 amino acids. The transcript has a single exon. The record is from RefSeq and is a predicted model, not a curated record.
ACAACUCAUACCAAAUUAAGCAAAUAAACUCAAUUAUAUUGCACUUCUUCUUCCUAACAGUACUCUUUCAUUUCUCUUGUAGUCCAAUCAUGCCGGAGCGGGAGAGCAAGACCACUACCACUGCCAAAGAUGAAUGGGCAAUCCUUAUGGAUGACAGUGAAAACUAUGUGAAAAUACUUAGGUCCAACACCAAGCCUCUAAUUCAAAGAGUCCCCAAAGUCCUCUACAAGCAAGAGACCAACAACAGGAAGCUCUUCAUCCCAGAGGUCAUAGCCCUUGGCCCAUAUCACCAUAACAACCAGGAUCUCAAAGACAUGAAACAUCACAAGUAUUUGGCCGCCAAACAGUUAAUUGGAACCAAACCCAUACACGUCUUCAAGGCAGGAAUCAACGAUGUCAUCUCCAAAGUGAGAAAGUGUUACAAAGAGGAGCUGCAGAUGGACGACGAUAAGUUGGUCACAAUGAUGUUCUUUGACGGUUGUUUCCUCCUCCGCUUCAUUGAUUUAUUUGUGAAGCGCAAGUUGGAUGAGCUCCAGAUGAGAGCCCAUCUCUAUGGCUUCAUUCACAAGGACAUAUUACUUCUUGAGAACCAGGUUCCCUAUGUGGUUCUCAAAGUCCUGAUGAACAUGACGACAAAGGUGGACAUAGACUUGUUCAUGGGGAUAAUGAUUGGAACCAGCUCGAACAACACACGGGAGGCUGAAGCUGAGCCAGUCCACCUUCUCGACCUCUUCAGGACCACGUUGCUAGGCAAAGCAGCAGUGACAGCACCCAUCUUGCCAAAUGCUGACAGGCAACUCUUCCGGUCGGUUACUGAGCUAAAGGAGGUGGGCAUUGAGUUCAAGAAAAGCGAGAAAUCGUGUCUGAGAGAUGUAACGUUCAAUGAAGGCUACAUCCACAGCUAUCUCUCACUCCCACUGAUAACAAUAGAUGAUUCAUUCCAGUCAAGAUUCUUGAACAUGAUAGCAAUGGAGAUAUGCCCGGACAGCAAGCUGGAGCAUGCAAUCCAGUCCUACAUUUGGUUCAUGGACUGUCUCAUUGACCGUGCAGAUGAUGUGAAGGAGCUGAGAUCAGCAAAUAUUCUUGUUAAUUAUCUGGGGAGUGAUGAGCAGGUUGCUAAUCUAUUCAAUGAGAUAUCUACUGAUUUGGAUCCUGAUCUUCGUACGUAUGGGGAGGUGUUGUCUGGGCUUCAGAGGCAUAGAAAUAACAACGUUAGGGUAUCCUUUGUGAGGUUUUAUAACACUCAUUUUAGCAGCCCUUGGACGGCCAUUUCCUUCUUUGCAGCUGCUUUCCUUCUCCUGUUGACAGUGGUGCAGACAGUGUUUGCUGUUUUCCCUCCGAAGUCAUGAGGGUUUGCUAUUGUGAUUUGUGUGUUUGAUUUGUUUGUAAGUGAUUUUGGGGCGUGUGUGUGUGCGCUUUUCCCUUCUUCCUUUCUUUUCUCUGGGUGAAUUUGUUUGCAUGGAGCUGUGUGUG